This is a messenger RNA of Erythranthe guttata (spotted monkey flower), 1706 nucleotides long. It is a transcript of the gene CNX3, whose product is annotated as cofactor of nitrate reductase and xanthine dehydrogenase 3. NCBI's taxonomy places the organism in Eukaryota, Viridiplantae, Streptophyta, Magnoliopsida, Lamiales, Phrymaceae. Gene Ontology annotation, molecular function: GTP 3',8'-cyclase activity; cyclic pyranopterin monophosphate synthase activity. The record is from RefSeq and is a predicted model, not a curated record. Gene Ontology annotation, biological process: Mo-molybdopterin cofactor biosynthetic process.
ACAACUAUGAAAUUAUUUUAGCAUUUAGAAGAUGAUAUAAAUCCGAGCUGCAAAGCGUUAGAAGAUCACAGAAAAAUUAAGUUUUCCACCACGAAUGCAUGCUCAGAAAGUUAUGUUUCUUCGCCGUGUUGCAUCGAAACUUACGCCUCUUCAAGGAAGUAGGUUCUUCAGCAGCAGCAAUGAUCUUUUUAAAUCUAUUCAAGAACUCAAUCAGGAAAUGGAAUCUGUGUUUGGUGAACCCCCUGCAUCUUCUGGUCUUGGUGGUUCUUUAGACACUCAAACUAUGUCUCAAGAAUCCCAUGUAGUAACCAAUGACGUAACACAAAAAGAAUCUUUUCCCGUCUUGACGCAUAUUGGUAGUAAAGGUGAAGCCCAAAUGGUUGAUGUCUCCUCAAAGGAGAUUACCAAGAGAAUUGCUAGUGCAAGCUGCAAAGUUCUUUUAGGACAAAAGGUAUUUGAUUUAGUCUCGGCCAAUCAGAUGGAAAAAGGGGAUGUUCUUGCUGUUGCUAAAAUUGCUGGAAUUUGUGGUGCGAAGCAGACAAGCAAUCUUAUCCCGUUAUGCCACAACAUCAAUUUGUCGAAUGUCCAUGUGGAUUUAACAUUGAAUCCUCGUGAAUUUAGUGUCGAAAUAGUAGGGAAAGCUGUCUGCUCAGGGAAAACUGGGGUGGAAAUGGAAGCAUUGACAGCUGUCACGAUUGCUGGUCUUACGGUGUAUGAUAUGUGCAAGGCUGCUUCGAAGGAUAUUCUUGUUACAGAUGUAAGGCUUGAGCAUAAAACGGGAGGUAAAAGUGGGGACUGGUACCGCAAUAAAUGAUUUGGUUCUUUCUGUUUUUGGCUGUAAUAAUUUUAAACUCUCUGCUGUUCGGAAGAAUGUGGACUGAUAUUUGGAUACAUGGUUUACUUUUUUGGUAUUAAAUACCAUAAAUGAAAAUGCCGUUCAUAUUUGAAUUUUCUUUGGCUCUUUCUUUUUGGGUGGAAUUUCUACUGGAUUUUCUUUUCAAUCAAAAGCAGCAGUAGACCAACAAUGAAGAAAUUGGAUCACUUAAUACAAGAGUCAGGUAUUUGUUCCUCCAACUACAUUUUUGGCAAUCUUUAGCAUGAAAUAUUGUUUUGACGAUUUUUCGUAACUUGGAUGAAAAAUGCAAUCGAUGCAGGUUCACUUUCUUGCUGGAACUUCCUUUAUGUGGAACACAUACCGAAGGUGAUUUCACCGAGCAAAAUUAAACAGGUAUGCUUCGACAGGCAAGCUUCCUCACUUUAUCUCUUGCUUUAAACUGAUAUUUUCUUUAGUCAAUAUUAUCAUUCUUGAUAUUGUGUCAUCUGCUCUAUAAAAUAAUAGUCGAAACACGAACUGAAAAAAUAUCUUGCCCGGUAAAUAAUUUUAUCUGGCUCAUCUCAUUUGAAAAUUAUCGAAUUUUCUUCGCGUGAUUGAAGGUUUUUAGUGCAUGUUUUGACUUUUGAGUGACUACUAAGGUGGUCUUAUCUUUUCCCCACUUCUUGUAAUGAGAAGUGUGACACAAGACAUCUUGUUUCAAAGCUUAUAGACUAAGGUCACUCCAAUUCGAAUUUUCUUUUGUGAUAGAACACUUCUUUAGUCUAUAAACCAAAUUAUCUUUCCAGCAAAUUGGCCCCUUUUGCUUUGCUCUUUCAGGCCCACAUGUUUUUUGGACAUCAAUUAUGAUAUUGCACUAAGCCCUUCUUAAAGU